Messenger RNA from Acanthoscelides obtectus, 1092 nucleotides. The record is from the annotation of a GenBank genome assembly. NCBI's taxonomy places the organism in Eukaryota, Metazoa, Arthropoda, Insecta, Coleoptera, Chrysomelidae.
CGGCCCGUAAGCACGUGUUACUACAUUCGCUUAUAAAGUUGUGGCGGCCAUAAAACGUUCAAAAAUCGAAUUUUUGGUGCAACUAAAAUUAUCUACGUUCUGAUGGAUGCAAAACGAUUUUAUGGUGCUAAAACUGUAGGGAUUCCGAACUUGAGUGGCAGUGAAGAUGAACAUUUGUCAGAUGAUGAUUUUUACCGAAAAACAUUUUCUCAAGUUCUGUUGGAAAAUACCAGUGAAGAAGAACAGCUUGAUAGAGAGAUGCUCGAAGAUAUUGUGAUUGAAGAAAGUGAUUUUUCCGAUAGUGAAGACGAUGUUCCCCUUUCAACUCUCAUUGCAGCAAACAAGGCAAAGAAAAAAACAAGGUUUGUUUUGAUUGGGAAGAUAAACAGUUGAGGGUAUCUGACUAAGACAUAUUAUUCAAGGCGUCUCACUCAUUAGGAAAAGAUAUUUUGAAUUUGGGUGGUAUAUUCGAAUUUUUCAAGUUUUUUUUUACGGAUGACAUACUGGUAGAUAUGAUGGAACAGACCAAUUUAUAUGCUAUCCAAUGUAGGCCUGAAAAGCCACCAAAUAUAACUAAAGAAGAGAUAAAUAUUUUCAUUGGAAUUUGCAUAUACAUGUCUGUAGCGCACCUGCCCUCCACUAGAAGCCAUUGGAGUAGUACACUGAGAGUUACUGCAAUAACCGAAGCUAUGACAUGUAACAGAUUUGAAGAAAUAAAACGUUUUAUUCACUUCAAUGAUAAUACGAAGCAUCAAAAUCGCGAUGAACCUGGUUACGAUAAGCUUUUCAAAAUUCGUCCUUUUUUAGAAAAAGUACGAGAGAGGUACCUACUUGUCCCAAAAGAAGAGCAUCUUGCAGUUGACGAACAAAUUAUACCAACAAAAGCUCGAUCAACCCUAAAGCAAUAUAACCCAAAAAAACCUCAUAAAUGGGGCUAUAAAGUUUUCGUACUAAACGGAGUAUCAGGCUUCAGUUAUGAUUUCGACUUCUUUUCUGGGCCAACUAAGUUGCAGCCUUAUCAACCAGAUCUUGGGGCAAGUAGUAAUGUGGUAGUGAAACUUACAAGAGUCAGUUCCGAGGAAUCAAAAUUAC